UGCCAUUGCAACAGUGAGCACAUUAUAACCUUCCAGCUAUCACAAAUUCACAAAAACACUGAUAAAAAAAUUCGAAAUCGCAUAAUUCACUUGCCGAAAAUUUAUUCAAAAAUGAAUGAUAAAGGUGUUAUAAAACUGACAAGGAGUCAAGCCGCUGAAAUGCAGUGGAAACUCAUUUACACUUGGCCUACAAAAUCUGACACCUGGCCGUAUUACUAUGGGUUAGGGGCACUUUCAGUCGCAGCGUCGCUUUCAUCAAUUUAUAUAUCAGUACAUUUCAAAAGAAAAUUCAAACUUGGAACAUUUGGCAACAUGUCAUUGAUGUUUCCAAGUAUAAUGGUGCCUCCAGUAAUACUAUCAUUGUCCCACCAAAAGCUGGUAUCUGAGCCAAUUCUUCUACAAACAGAAUGUCCAGUUUGUAUUCAGUUCCGUUCUUUAAUGAUUCAGAACCUUGUUGGACUGGGAUAUCCCUUGCUGAUGGCACCUACACUAAGCGUUGCAUUGGCUAAUGUGUUCAGUACGAUGAAACUUCCUACUUUCUCCAUAAAAAAUAUACCAGAAUUCUAUUACUUAUUUACAAAGUUGUCCAAACGAUUAAAACUCCCUCUUUUAUUUCUAUUUACUUUCCACUCAGCAAUUUCUAUUUAUGUUGCAAAUCAGGAGGCAUAUAGUUUAUAUACAAUUUUAGAUAAGUUAGAUUCACAGAAUUGAAAAUGAUAAUCUUCUGAACAUUUAUUUCUUUUGUUAUACACUAAUUAGUUAAACAAUGUAAAAAUGUAUAUUAAACAUCUUAAAAAUGA
Molecule: messenger RNA, 800 nt
Organism: Cimex lectularius (bed bug)
Lineage: Eukaryota; Metazoa; Arthropoda; Insecta; Hemiptera; Cimicidae
Exons: 4
Coding region: 112-711 (199 amino acids)
Biological process (GO): mitochondrial respiratory chain complex I assembly
Cellular component (GO): mitochondrion
Source: RefSeq, a predicted model, not a curated record